AAAAUCUAAGUCCAAACUGCAUUCAUUCAUAUGAAAUGCGCCCGGUAAGAGAGAAGAGAGCGCACCGAAGAGCGGAGAGACCUGCAAACGAGAAUGUGGGAUAGAGAUAGCAGGUCUAUCCCCCAACCCCGAAACACGACAAUGCAGUUGGGGGCUGAAGAGCGAGAGAGCCAAGCCGAACUACACGAGCAACCGGCUGUCAGAUUGGAACUCGUGGGAGAGAGUGAGAGGGAGAAGAAGCCGCCUGGAAGCUAAACAACCAGAGGCAGGGCAAACACACACGCUGAUACGAUGCCUGUUUCAUUCGAAAUUCGCCAACCGGCAGCAGUGGAGCCACAAACAAGAAAAAGUAUCAGCUGCGGGGAAGUGGCGCUGGCACGGAAUUAGAAUAUUAACGUCGACGACCAGUUAUCGCACAAUUAGUACGCGGGCGAGAAUUGAUACCGCGAUACUGAGGACAAGAACAAGUCUGGCAAACACCCGAAAUUACCGCAACACCCAAGUGCCGUAUUAAAUACAAUAGUACAGCUUAAACAUGUAUACGAAAAUCUUCCGAACUGUGAUAAUCGGCGCCCCUGGCUCAGGGAAGGGAACCAUUUCGGAGCUAAUUGUCAAGACAUUUGGCUUCCUCCACAUCUCUACGGGUGACAUUCUGCGCCAGAAUAUCCUAAAGAACACCGAUUUGGGCAAACGAGCUCAACAGUACAUUGCUGCCGGCCAGCUGGUUCCAGAUGAUAUUGUGACAAAGACGAUGCUGGGACGUAUCACAGAGGUGGGCAACAAGUCAUACAUCCUGGAUGGAUUCCCUCGCAAUACCGCCCAGGCGGAGGCGCUGGCUGCCCGCGAGCAGAUCGAUGCCGUGAUCACGCUCAACGUUCCCCAUGAUGUGAUCAUCGACCGAGUGAAGGACCGCUGGAUUCACGCCCCCUCCGGAAGGGUAUACAAUAUAGGCUUCCACGACCCCAAGGUGCCGGGAAAAGACGAUGUUACGGGCGAGCCGCUGACCCAACGAGAGGACGACAAACCGGAGGUAGUAGCCAAGCGGCUUAAACUCUACGAUGAACUGAUGAGUCCAGUAAUAGCCUGGUACGAGCAGCACGGUCUGGUUACGAACUUUUCGGGGCGCAAGACCAAGGAAAUCUGGCCUCGUGUGGAGCGCUUCCUCAGGGACAAAGUUAACAAGUAAAUGGGCGGGACCGCCUGCAAUUUCACCCUAUGUGCACAAAAUAAUGAUCAAUUGCUGUGUUCAAUUAAGUGCAUAACAUAUUUAGAUAUAUUAACUUGUACGUAUGCUA
This is a messenger RNA of Drosophila serrata, 1295 nucleotides long. It is a transcript of the gene Ak3, whose product is annotated as Adenylate kinase 3. NCBI's taxonomy places the organism in Eukaryota, Metazoa, Arthropoda, Insecta, Diptera, Drosophilidae. Gene Ontology annotation, cellular component: mitochondrion. Gene Ontology annotation, molecular function: AMP kinase activity; ATP binding. The record is from RefSeq and is a predicted model, not a curated record. Gene Ontology annotation, biological process: nucleobase-containing compound metabolic process.